CACUGUCAUGGCGGAGGACAUAACCUUGCCUUCUUUCUUAUGUUGCGAAGUUUGCCAGAUCCAGACAAAUUCAGAAGAGCAGUUGCGUGAACACCUAUUGGGACAGAAGCAUUGGCAGAAUGCAAGACAGAGGGAUUUAUCAAGAAGAAGCAUUUAUGUGAGAGGAUUUGAGCCUAAGACCACGACAGUCAGUGAUCUCACGGAGCUAUUCCAGCAGUUUGGGUCUAUUCAAAAAGUUGUAUUGCAUGAAAAGGGGCACUAUGCUCUCAUUGAGUUUUCAUCUGUCGAGAGUUGCUUGCAAGCUCUCCAUCAUCCCACAAGACUAAUGAUGAAUGGAAAGAAAUUGGUAGUGAAGCCGCGAGAGAUGAAAGUUAAAAGACCUUCAACAAAGUCAGAAUCUGACAGUAAAGAAGAGGAAAUGGGAUCACUGGAUGCUUCAGGACAAGAAUCAGUAGAGGGCGACGAGUAUUCGAAAGUGGAGUUAAAAAUAGAAAGAGAGUUAAUGGAAAGAAUAACAUCUUUAGAAACACUUGAUGAACAGAUAAUAUUAUUAGCAUCUACACAGCAGUCUCCUCCAAGUCUAGCUCUGGCCUAUAUAAAAGUUUUACAAUACCUCCAGUCUGCUUUCAGUGAGGUUUUUCCUUCUUGUCGUCUUGUUCCUUUUGGCUCAUUUGUCACUGGGGCAAGCCACUCUGACCUCUGAUCUAGAUAUUGUU
Molecule: messenger RNA, 716 nt
Organism: Amphimedon queenslandica
Lineage: Eukaryota; Metazoa; Porifera; Demospongiae; Haplosclerida; Niphatidae
Product: speckle targeted PIP5K1A-regulated poly(A) polymerase-like
Exons: 5
Coding region: 8-703 (231 amino acids)
Molecular function (GO): RNA binding
Source: RefSeq, a predicted model, not a curated record